Molecule: messenger RNA, 3447 nt
Organism: Jaculus jaculus (lesser Egyptian jerboa)
Lineage: Eukaryota; Metazoa; Chordata; Mammalia; Rodentia; Dipodidae
Product: maestro heat-like repeat family member 5
Exons: 25
Cellular component (GO): cytoplasm
Source: RefSeq, a predicted model, not a curated record
AUGGGGAAAGGUCUCCAUGGGUAUACGCAGCCCCUUGCCACUGAGGCAGCCUACAGCUCUUCAGUGUCCAUUGUUAACUUUAGGGAUUAUUGGUCACCGGACAACGUGGACUUGGGCAUCAUGGCAGAGUUCUCAAAUGUCCACCUACCCUGGGAACACGUACUGGUCACCAAGAUCAGAGACAUGCUGGUCAAGGAGCAGAGCUUGGCACUAGACAUCAUCUGUCAUUUCCUAGAGAAGCACAGCCAGGACUGGGAGACGCAGAAGGUGUCAUCUACAGAAGCCCCCUUGCAGAAACUUCUGGAAUCCCUCAGCCUGGAUCCCCAGAGAGCUGCUGAAAAGGUCUUUCUCUUCUACCUCUACGGGCUAAUCCUUCGCGAGUGCGACAGCGUGGAGGAGGUGGAGCACCACCUGACCAGCCUCCUGAAGCUGUCUCACCAGAACGCCAGCCAGCGAGAGGGCAUGGCGCUUGCUGUCGGCCUGGCCUCUGUCAGACACUUGGAGAAAGUGUGGGACCAGAUGGAGCACCUGGGCCGCACCAAAUUCCUGCGGUCCAACCCUGUGGUGGACAACCAGGACGACGUCCUGAAGUCAAGCUUCCUCUCUGCGGUCAUCUUGCUUACCAGAUCGCUCAGGCAGGAGUAUGGUACCCAGAGUUACAAGUUCACUCAGACACCAGAGCUCAUCCAGUGCCUCCUGGGACUCCUCCAGAAGGAGCCCAAUGUCCUGACCACAUUCUUCCAGCAGAAGGUCAUAUUGGUCAUUGUGGGCCUGAGCAACCUGCGGCCCAGCCUCAAACCCUUGGUCAAGUCCCAGGUCCUGAAGAUUUGCCUACGCAGCGUGUGCAGCCUCCCGCCCACUGAGACCUUGCUGGAUGAUCUGCCUGCACCUGAGUCAGCCCCAAAUGCCACGGUGCUGUAUAAGAAGACAUUCCAUGCCCUCAUCCUGCUCCUCCAGAACUUCAUCUCGGAGAACCCGAGCACAGAUGAAAUAUGCUUCCUCUUGCAGCACACAGAGUACUGGCUGAAGUCUGACAAGAGCCACGAGCGCCAGCGGGCGGUGCAGUCCGUCUUCCUGCUGCUGCAGUAUGUGGUGGACUCCCUGAAGCUUCCUGAGGAGUCUGUGCCAUCCGUGCUGGGCCGCCACGUGGGUCUGCUGACGCUGCUGUGGUGUGACAAGGACGAGACCACCCGCCUGCACUCAUACCACUGCGUCUUACUCCUCUUGCAGAUAGUAGUGAAGCAAAAGGGGAAGGCAAUGGAGCCCAUGCACUGGAACAAGAUGAAGAUCUUUGAAGCCAGGAAGUCUUCAGAGUCUGUAGUGAAGCUCUCCUACGUGGUGAAGGCCUUCCGUGCCAACCUAUCGGUGGCCCAGCACACACAGCUGGUCCUCACACUGCUGGGCACCCUCAGCAGCCACAACCACCAAUAUUGCGACCUGGCCGCCAAGCUCCUUCUGAGGACUUUCCAGGCACUGAGCAUCAGGAAGGGACAGGUGGCCGAGAUCCUACAGGGUCUAUUCAAACAGCUGCCCCUGAUCCGCUUCGAAAAUGUUCGUCAGACCAUGCAGAAGGCUGUAGUGGUCCUGGGGACUCAACACAGUCAGGAGUUGGUUGAGGGGAUCUUGUUCCUGUGCCCUGCCUCAGACAGGUAAGUUGUCCUUUGGGCUCUGCUGCUGUGGAAAACUCUGGCCAUUGACUGCCAGCUGGCCCGAGAGGUGAUGAUUCUCCUCUACAUGAAGCUGAAGUUUCGGCCUCCCCGGGAGCUCAUCUGGUCCAGCUACCAGACCCAGCUCAUCUCCCUGAUGGCCCUGGACACCAUUUACGAGCUUCUCUACACCCCCGAGUACAGGAGCUCAGUCAGCUGGGCCUUCGCGGGGAUCCUCCUCGGCCUUCUCACACAGCUCCACUAUCUGUUUGAGCUGGGCCUGCUGGAGGGCAUCUCCGACUACCAGGAAGACAUUCUGGACUCUAAGCCUCUUGGCCCGUGCAGGACCUGCCUGGAAGCACUGAAGGGGCUGUUCUGGACCAGACACUACUGGGAGGUAUUUGCCUAUGUCAAGUUGCUCCAGGGCUGGGACCUCUUAGAGACUCUGGAGACCUACCCGAAGGGUGUGGCCCUCCUGGCCAGGGCCAUGGCUCACUACAACUGCGAAGUCAAGGCUGUGCUGGGGCAGGCGGUCAUCUCAAUGAAGAGCACUGAGGAGAGAGAGAACAUUACGGCCAUCUUCAUCAUCGUAGAGUUUCUCAACAGCCCGGACAUCUCCAAGUAUGUGUCUCGGAAGACCAUCUUAAACUCCCUGAGCCUGGGCCUGCGCAGCACUAACCAGCUGGUGCGGGCCAUGAGCCUGAAGGGCCUAAGCAGCCCCCUGAUAAACCCUAAGAAGGUGUACCUGCUUCGAAAUCAGCUGUUGGAGCUCCUUGACAGCUUUCUGAAGCCUGAGCCGUCGCAGGAUCUUGUGGGUCUGAUGGAGAUCCUCGGCGACCUCCUGCACUACCUGAGGGUCAAGAAGUUGGGCCUUGUCCAUCUCAAGAUUGCCCAGCACCUGCUGAGCCUGUUCAAGGACGAGAGGGCGGAGGUGCGCGGAGGCGCCAUCUUCCUGUUUGCGGAUGUCAUCCACGGUGGCGGAAAGAAGUUGGGACAGGAGCUCAAGACCGUGGCAUCCAACGCUGUGGUGCCCCUGUUCUUCCACAUGGCUGACCCCUGCCCUGAGGUGGUCACGAAGGCCAAAUUUGCCUUCCUGCGCUGUGCCAUCUUGCUGAAGUGGGAGUUCCGGAAGGAGCUGUUUGGCAAGCUAGCGUGGGGCCAUGGACUGGGUGCUGAGAAUGACGUUUUUAUCUACACGGUAGAGAGCAGUUUUGGUAACUACCAGCAAUUUCUCAAGGAGGCCCUGACCUACCUGGACAGCCCUCACAAGACUCUGAAGCUAGCAGCCAUGAAGUUCAUCGGGGGCCUGCUUCAGGACUGCUUCGGUGACCUGUGCUUCUACCUGAAGAAAAGCGACGUAAAGUUCCUCAAGAACCGCUUGGAGACCCUUGGCCAGGAGCAGGACCCCACGAGCCGCGGGUUCUACCUGAACCACUGGGACGACGUCACAGAGCUGUACAAGUACAUGACCUGAGUGGCAGGGCUCAGCCUGUCCACCCCACCGUCCUUGUCCCCAACCCUUUUUGUCCUUGUCAAGACCUUUCUUUAUUAAAUGGCCAUGGAGUAUGCUGUGGCCUCUCAUGUUCUGUCUACCCCACGUCUUCCCUGUGCGUGUGCAAAGGGCCCAGCAAGCUCUCCCUUUCACCCCAACCCCAGAAGCCAUGGCAUGGUCUCCAAGCAGCCCGUGUGCCCAUUUGGUUUAGGAUGCCCACCUCCUUGCCCAGCCCACCCAUUUUUCAACCAACAUCUACCUUGCCACCUGUGUAGGAUGUGUGGAUGGAACAUAGGCUGAGGACUUCUG